AUGGCGCCGUCGCAGCUUAAGCAAUUGAAAGCAUCGCUGCGAGAAGGUGGCGUCCUCGGCCCUCAGCAAUCCAAGAAACAACGAAAAUCAGCCGGCAAAGAUGCGCAGAAACGGGCCCAGCGCAAUGCCGCCCUAGAGGAUAUUCGGGAACGAUUCAAUCCUUUCGAAGUCAAGGCGCCUGCGCGGAAAGCCAAGUACGAAUUCGUCAAUGCCAAAAACGUGAAGCCGGCCGUCGGCCGACCGGGUGUCACCCGAGGACUGGGCGAGGAACGACGGAGAGAGACACUAUUGAAAGAGAUGCAGAGGCGGAAUAAGGUCGGCGGGAUGCUUGACCGACGGUUUGGAGAGGACGAUCCCACCAUGACGCCGGAGCAAAGGGCGGCUGAGCGCUUUGCGCGGCAGAAUGAGCGCAAGAUGAAGAAGACUUCCAUGUUCAACCUCGAGGACGACAGCGAGGAAGAGAUGACGCUCACACAUGGUGGAAGGUCGCUCGAUUUCAACGGCCGCAUGAAGGAUGAUUUCGACGAGGAUGAUGUCGACGAUCAGGAGGAUGCAGAAACAGACGGCGAGUUUGAUGCGCAGGACGAGCGGCCGCGCAAACGGGCACGGGUCGAAGGCGAAGAUGGUCUCGACGAUGAAGAGGCCGAAGAAGCACCACAACGGAAGAAGACAAAAGAUGAAGUCAUGAAGGAGAUCAUCGCCAAGUCUAAAUUGUACAAAGCCGAGCGGCAGGCUGCGAAAGAGGACGAUGACGACCUACGUGCUGAGCUCGACAAUGGCAUGUCUGACUUUUACGCAGCGUUCCGAGGCCAGAAGGCACCAGAACAGCGACCUGCGCCAGUGUCCUCAGCUGCGGCGCCUGAACCCCAGAUGGACCCCUCACGAGCUGCUAUGUUGGCAGGCAAAACCAGGGAGGACGCGGAGAAGGAUUACGAAGCGAACCUGCGACAGCUGAAGCUGGAGGCUCGAUCCAAACCCAGUGUACGGACGAAAACCGAAGAAGAAAAGGCCGCGGAAGAGGCCGCACGUCUUGAAGAGCUGGAGCGAAGGAGAGUCAGGCGAAUGAAGGGCGAGGCGGAAAGUUCGGAGGACGAGGAGGGCGACCAGGCUGUGGAGCCCGGACCGGAUGAGGAGAUCGAUAUCGACGAUGCGGAAGCCUUUGGGUUAGCCGCUCCAGAAGCCGCAUCUGCUCCCAGAAGAGAACUUGAUGUCGAAGACGAAGAUGAAUUUGUCCUCGACGACGACCUGAUUGCUUCUGGAUCCGACGCUGAUCUGGGAAGCGAGCAAGAGGACGGCGAGUCUGACUCUGAACCUGAAGAUGAGACUGAGGAUGACGGUGAUGACGACUUCAUCAACGGCCUGGCCUUGCCGCAAGAAACAGAAGCAGAAAAACGUACAGCUUCGAAGACGACGAAGUCGGUCCCGGAAAGCACCAAUCUAGCCUACACAUUUCCCUGCCCCCAGACACACAAACAGUUCCUCGAACUUACCAAGGGAACCAAGACCACAGACCUGCCGACGAUUGUUCAGAGGAUCCGCGCUCUGUACCACAAAGGUCUUGCUUCAGGGAACCAGGACAAGCUCGAUACAUUCGCGGGCGUGUUGACGCAGCAUGUCGCCUACCUGGCCGACCACGACAGGACCGUCCCCUUUUCGGUUCUAGAAAGCUUGAUCCGGCAUUUACAUUCCAUGGCCAAAUCCUCGCCCGAACGAGUGAGUGCUGCCUUCCGGGAGCAUCUUCAGCUAAUAUCCACCGAACGACCGCUACGACUCUCAGCAGGCGACCUCGUCAUUUUGACUGGCGUGUCGACAAUCUACCCAACGUCAGAUCACUUCCACUCUGGGGUGACGCCAGCGAUGCUGACUCUGGCGCGAUACCUUGGUCAAAGCACCGUCCAGUCUCUGCAAGAUCUUGGCGUCGGCGCCUACUGCUGUUCCCUCGCCCUGCGAUAUCAGGCGCUGGCAAAGCGGUACGUGCCCGAAGUGGUCACCUACAUAACGAACGCGCUUGCCAUCCUCUCACCCACACCAGUGCCUCAACAAGACAAGGAGGGCAAACCACUCAACGUGCCCAUCAGGCUGCCCUUGGAGUCUGAGUCUCUGCGCCUCAAAAUCACAUCAGCAGCCGCGGGUGUUGUGUCCUCACGGGAGAAACUCUCAUUCAAAGCCCUCAUCAUGAGUAAUGAUCACGAUAACGACGCCGCCGCCCACACCCUCACCCUUCUCCACACAUUCAUCCGCCUAGCAACACAGGCCGCACAGCUAUGGUCCCAGAAAUCCGCCCUCCCGGAACUGCUGCACCCGCUUAUCCACGCAUUGACCCACCUUUCAUCCCGUAGCAACGGCACCUCUCUUCCCCCACAAACCCUCUCUCUUGCCUCAGCCGCGCUUUUCAGCCUCUCGGGCAUGCGUGACGCGUCCAUCAAGACCCGCCGGCCUCUCCUUCUGCAUUCCCAUCGGCCUCUCGCCAUCAAGACCUCAAUCCCGCAGUACAUCGAGAAUUACAACCCCGACAGGCACUACGAUCCGGACCGCCAGCGCGCGACGCUCUCGAAGCUGAAGGCCGAGCACAAGAAGGAACGGAAGGGCGCGAUGCGCGAGCUCAGAAAGGACGCGAGCUUCAUGGCGCGCGAGCAGUUGAGGGAGAAGAAGGAACGGGAUAGCGCGUACGAGAGAAAGUAUAAGAGGUUGGUGGCGGAGAUUCAGGGCGAAGAGGGGCGAGAACAAAAGGGGUAUGAGCGGGAAAGGGAGAGGGCGAGGAGAAAGAGCAAAACCAAGGGCUAG
This is a messenger RNA of Cladophialophora yegresii CBS 114405, 2784 nucleotides long. RefSeq lists its product as uncharacterized. Gene Ontology annotation, biological process: maturation of SSU-rRNA. Bases 1 to 2784 code for a protein of 927 amino acids. The record is from RefSeq and is a predicted model, not a curated record. NCBI's taxonomy places the organism in Eukaryota, Fungi, Ascomycota, Eurotiomycetes, Chaetothyriales, Herpotrichiellaceae. The transcript has a single exon. Gene Ontology annotation, cellular component: small-subunit processome; Noc4p-Nop14p complex; nucleolus.